Messenger RNA from Nannospalax galili (Upper Galilee mountains blind mole rat), 2691 nucleotides. It is a transcript of the gene Omp, whose product is annotated as olfactory marker protein. Gene Ontology annotation, biological process: signal transduction; sensory perception of smell. Gene Ontology annotation, cellular component: axon; neuronal cell body; cytosol. Bases 522 to 1013 code for a protein of 163 amino acids. The record is from RefSeq and is a predicted model, not a curated record. Lineage: Eukaryota; Metazoa; Chordata; Mammalia; Rodentia; Spalacidae. The transcript has 2 exons.
GACAUCUGUGAGGACCCCCGCCUCUUUGUGGAUGGUAUCAGCUCCCAUGACCUGCACCAGGGCCAGGUGGGCAACUGCUGGUUUGUGGCUGCAUGCUCGUCACUCGCCUCUCGAGAGUCGCUCUGGCAAAAGCAAUAUGGAGCACUCCUUCCAUCACAAACAAGCCAGCUUCCAGCCCUGCCACCACUACUGUAGUCAAGGUGGUUGCCACAGCAGUUGACAUCAGUGCUCUCGUCCCCGAGGAGCCUGUCACCCUCCUGCCUGCCUACAGCACCUGCAUCCCUACUUCUGCCAGGAUCAGAGAGGAGGCAGUUGGGCACACACACCCCUCAUGUAGACCCCAUUCUGAGAACUGGGUGGAGCCGAGAAGAGCCAGUGGCAGCAAGGGGAGGACACCAGGGGAGGUUGAAGGGGAGGAGGGCCUUCUGGUGGCCUUGUCUUCUGCCAUCUGAGGCUCUACACAUUUGGCUCCUUGACGUUGGUGGAGAGGAGGCGGUGGCAACAGCUGUAGCACUUGGGCCAUGGCAGAGGAUGGGCCACAGCAACAGCAGCUGGACAUGCCGUUGGUCCUGGACCAGGACCUGACUAAGCAGAUGCGGCUUCGUGUGGAGAGCCUAAAACAGCGAGGGGAGAAGCGGCAGGAUGGUGAAAAGCUUCUCCGGCCAGCUGAGUCUGUGUACCGCCUCAACUUCAUCCAGCAGCAGAAACUACAAUUUGAGCGCUGGAAUGUAGUGCUGGACAAGCCGGGCAAGGUCACCAUCACCGGCACCUCUCAGAACUGGACGCCUGACCUCACCAACCUCAUGACACGUCAACUGCUGGACCCUGCUGCCGUCUUCUGGCGCAAAGAGGACUCCGACGCCAUGGAUUGGAAUGAGGCCGACGCCCUGGAGUUUGGGGAGCGCCUGUCUGACUUGGCCAAGAUUCGUAAGGUCAUGUACUUCCUCAUCACCUUUGGCGAGGGUGUGGAGCCUGCCGACCUCAAGGCCUCUGUGGUGUUUAACCAGCUCUGAUUAGCCCAGGCUGCCCUUCCUCUGGCCUACCACUCUCUCCCCUGGCUGGACCUUUUCCCUUUCAUGUGUUUUGGGGACACUCUUCUAGCUGCUCCAUCUAUACUCAGCUUGGCCAGAGGCCCCCUGAGUCCUACAUCUCCUUUUCCCUGGUGUUAGCAUUCCGGCUCACAGGGACAGUCUAUGGCUCCGUAGUCUAGAAAGCUGGUCGCCACCACUGCUGCUGUAGACCAUAGAGGCCUGCCGAGGCCACAUGGACAGAUGGAUGGGCCUUGGACACCUGCCAUCUCUGUUUCAUCAUGGUGGAGAGAGAGAGCACGAUUGAGAGCUGAAGAGUGCAACCAAGAGAUCCAAACUACCAGCCACCCUAUUUUCUGCAGGGACAGGAAGACUGAGAUGUGACAGAAGCUGCCUUCUGGGGAACCCAGCAAGCAGGCAUUUGCCCCUACUAGCCAAAGCUGGCAUCAGAAGGUGAACACCCAGUGGUACUCUGGCAGUGGAAGGUGCUGUUCCCAGCAUUGGCACCAGCUUGCUGUGUCCUUAGGCCCUCAAGACACGGGGCAGGAUGGCAGCGGGGGUUGGUUUGACUAGUGGAGAAUGACUGGUUCCUCAGGUCUAGCCCAGGUUCCUGUGAAGUGAACGGAUAUUAUAUAAAGUCACACAGAGUGCUAACUACCCACAUACAUACAUAUAUAUUAAGAUAGAGCAUGCUGUAUUUACAUGAAUGCAUGCCAGAAGGCUAUUCUUGGCCAGGAAUAAGUUGAGUUUUACUUUACCUAUUGAGCAGUUGGUACUGUUUUACCAGCUGGUGUGGGUGACCCUGAGUGAACUUUUUUGGUGCAGGACUUUCUGAGCUGAGAGACUGAGUCUUGUAUGGUGAAGCAGGGAACAGGAUUAGAAGGGUCCAGAACUCCAAGCUGGGGACCUUGGUGUCUGCUGGAAAGACAGGCCUUUGCAGCUCGCUGGUCAGGGACACAAGUGUUAUGUCCUGUCAUCAUCUCUUGGGGCCCUUCCUGGCUGCUCUAUGAGAGCUGAGGUUCACGGGCAAGGUCUGGGGGCAGUGAUGAUGCCUGUUGUCUGAAGUGGGCUAGAGGUGUCAGGGUGUGAUGCAUAACAGUGGCCUCUGAGUUCAUUCAGGGCAACCCACUCACCAAACUGACAGGGAAACUGAGGCACAGUUAUCAGUAGAUUCAGUCUUACCCUAAGCCUCCUUCCCCUUCAUACUACAUAGGCAAGAGCCUCUUUUUGAGGAGGGGCCUGACCUCAGCAGUGCCCCAGCACCCGUCUCAAAGCCAGCCAGCCCUGUUUCGGACACAGAUAUGAGGGAAGAGCUGUGGGGGGGUGGGGGGUGGCUGCCAGGAGGGCAAGCCCCAGCUCAGAGUCAGGAUUCUGUGGGGAAGAGGUAGGCCGUGGUGCUGGUCUUUUGUGCUCAUGGCUUUGCUCUAUAAUGUGCUUAGAGAAAGCGCUGGCCAGUGCCUGUGGCCACGGCUGCCUGGCUCUGCUGACUGCUAGGAAGUCAGAUCUAGACGGGCUCUACCCUUCUGCCUCUCUGCCUGACCUCACCCUACAGCUCUUGAGACCCUUUUGGUUCACACUGCCUGUUCCUCAGCACUGCUCAAAUCUGUCUCAAGUACCUUUGCUGUGCCUGUCAUGCAUCUCCAAUAAAGGCUGUAUGUCCUUA